This is a messenger RNA of Macrosteles quadrilineatus (aster leafhopper), 2420 nucleotides long. Its product is annotated as tubulin alpha chain, testis-specific-like. The record is from RefSeq and is a predicted model, not a curated record. Gene Ontology annotation, cellular component: microtubule; cytoplasm. The coding region runs from base 34 to 1407 and encodes 457 amino acids. Lineage: Eukaryota; Metazoa; Arthropoda; Insecta; Hemiptera; Cicadellidae. Gene Ontology annotation, biological process: microtubule cytoskeleton organization; mitotic cell cycle. Gene Ontology annotation, molecular function: structural constituent of cytoskeleton; GTP binding. The transcript is spliced from 8 exons.
AUGUGCUCAGCUUAGGUUGAGAUUGUUUUUUGAAUGAGGCCACACAUGACUUCCGGGAGGGAAUGCAUCUCGGUGCACAUCGGCCAGGCGGGCGUGCAGAUCGGCAACGCCUGCUGGGAGCUGUACUGCCUGGAGCAUGGCAUACAACCUGACGGACAGAUGCCGUCCGACAAGACGAUCGGCGGCGGAGACGACAGCUUCAACACCUUCUUCAGUGAGACGGGGUCCGGCAAGCACGUCCCUCGGGCAGUCUUCGUCGACCUAGAGCCGACCGUAGUCGAUGAGGUGCGGACAGGAACAUAUCGUCAGCUGUUUCACCCCGAGCAGCUGAUCACUGGUAAGGAGGACGCGGCCAACAACUACGCGAGAGGCCAUUACACUAUCGGCAAGGAGAUCGUGGACAUCGUCCUGGACCGCAUCCGCAAGUUGUCGGACCAAUGCACGGGCCUACAGGGGUUCCUCGUGUUCCACUCCUUCGGAGGUGGGACUGGCUCUGGCUUCACAUCCCUGCUGAUGGAGCGACUUUCCGUCGACUACGGCAAGAAGAGCAAACUAGAGUUCUCAAUCUACCCGGCCCCUCAGGUUUCCACUGCAGUGGUGGAACCCUACAACUCCAUCCUGACCACUCACACCACCUUGGAACACUCGGACUGCGCCUUCAUGGUAGACAACGAAGCCAUCUACGACAUCUGCAGACGUAACCUGGACAUUGAGCGACCCACCUACACCAACCUCAACCGUCUCAUAGGGCAGAUAGUCUCAUCCAUUACAGCGUCUCUGCGCUUCGACGGCGCUCUCAAUGUUGAUCUCACAGAGUUCCAGACCAACCUGGUCCCCUACCCCCGCAUUCACUUCCCCCUGGCCACCUAUGCACCCGUCAUUUCUGCAGAGAAGGCCUACCACGAACAGAUGACUGUCGCCGAGAUCACUAAUGCCUGCUUCGAGCCUGCUAAUCAGAUGGUCAAAUGUGACCCGCGUCACGGCAAAUACAUGGCCUGCUGCAUGCUUUACAGGGGUGACGUUGUGCCUAAGGAUGUGAACGCUGCCAUAGCACAGAUCAAGACCAAGAGAUCCAUCCAGUUCGUAGACUGGUGUCCAACAGGUUUCAAGGUAGGUAUCAACUACCAGCCACCCACAGUUGUGCCUGGCGGGGACCUAGCCAAGGUACAGCGAGCCGUCUGUAUGUUGUCCAACACCACCGCUAUAGCCGAGGCCUGGGCUCGCCUGGACCACAAGUUCGACCUGAUGUACGCCAAGCGCGCCUUCGUCCACUGGUACGUCGGCGAGGGGAUGGAGGAGGGAGAGUUCAGUGAAGCCCGCGAGGACUUGGCUGCUCUGGAGAAAGACUACGAGGAGGUCGGCGUGGACUCUACUGAGGGCGAAGUAGAAGAUGGCGACGAAUACUAAACUUCAACGUUCACUUGGAAUAGAAAACUGCAUUAACUAUGGCGAAGUAGAAGAUGGCGACGAAUACUAAACUUCAACGUUCACUUGGAAUAGAAAACUGCAUUAACUAUGGCGAAGUAGAAGAUAGCGACGAAUACUAAACUUCAACGUUCACUGGAAUAGAAAACUGCAUUAACUAUGGCGAAGUAGAAGAUGGCGACGAAUACUAAACUUCAACGUUCACUGGAAUAGAAAACUGCAUUAACUAUAAGUAUUAGCCGAGCUUAAUAAACAAUGACCGUUCAUUUUGGGGACACAAGGACGAUUUAUGUACUAUAUAAUUUAAGAUAACCUUACUUUACGUUUAAGUGAUUGUAAAUAAAAAGAAUGAUCAUGACAAUCUUUAUCCGGUCACUCCCUAGAGUACUUUGGAAACCCUUAAGACUUUAAUAUUUAUAUCGAUUUAAUACGUUUAAAAUAUAUUCUAGGAAAGUCACCUAAAGUAAAUAUUUACUACCUAAUUAAUGUCUAAUUAAACUGUGUACUUUAAUUUGAUGAAGAAUAAUUAAUUCGUAAUUGAAAUAAACGUUGCUAACGUAGAUAAUCAAUAUACAAUACUAGUGUAAAACCAAACAAAACCUUUAAUAUUCCUAUUAAUUAAUUAAAAAUGUGACUUAGACUAGAAUAUAAGUUUUUGUCUGUGAAUGUCUAAUGUUGUAAUAUUGUAAGACAAUUUUUAUAUCAGCAAACACCAAAUGUUACAGAUAGAUUAUAAAACAUGAGUUUUAUGUAGUUGUCGCUUUGUUGUGAUCUAAGUUGUUAUCUAAGUUGUUAUCUCUUAAGGACUAAUUACUUAUUAACUUUCGGUUUCGUUACAACGAAUGUUAUUAUUAGUUAUUUAUUUGCUGCACUGAUAAAGCGUAGUGUGAUAGGGUACUCUACAACAAGCGUGUUCGUCAGCACUAAGAUAUAUGUUGAAGAGCUACUGUUGCCUUAUAAUACUAUACUGCCUUAAUAAAUGUUAAGAAAUACUA